This is a messenger RNA of Colossoma macropomum (tambaqui), 1297 nucleotides long. RefSeq names its product myosin, light chain 12, genome duplicate 1 (gene myl12.1). The transcript has 4 exons. Gene Ontology annotation, molecular function: calcium ion binding. Gene Ontology annotation, cellular component: cytoplasm. Lineage: Eukaryota; Metazoa; Chordata; Actinopteri; Characiformes; Serrasalmidae. Bases 129 to 647 code for a protein of 172 amino acids. The record is from RefSeq and is a predicted model, not a curated record.
UUGGUCUGGUCUGCACAUCCUGAGCGGAACCCACCACUGAGGCUAUGAGGAAGUUUGGGCGGUGGUUGAGCUGAGCUGUCCAGGCCGUCACUCCGUCGGGCUUUAGGUGAAAACAGAUUAGAGGCAACAUGUCUAGCAAACGGGCAAAGGGAAAGACCACGAAGAAGCGCCCUCAGCGCGCAACUUCCAAUGUCUUUGCUAUGUUUGACCAGUCACAAAUCCAGGAGUUCAAAGAGGCCUUUAACAUGAUUGAUCAGAACCGUGACGGCUUUGUGGACAAGGAAGAUCUGCAUGACAUGCUGGCAUCUCUGGGCAAGAACCCGACAGAUGACUAUUUGGAGGCAAUGAUGAAUGAAGCUCCUGGGCCCAUUAACUUUACAAUGUUCCUCACCAUGUUUGGAGAGAAGCUGAAUGGCACUGACCCAGAGGAUGUCAUCCGCAACGCCUUUGCCUGCUUUGAUGAGGAAGGGACUGGUUUUAUCCAAGAGGACUACCUGCGUGAGCUUCUGACGACGAUGGGCGACCGUUUCACAGACGAAGAAGUCGAUGAGCUCUUCAGGGAGGCACCCAUUGACAAGAAGAGCAACUUCAACUAUGUGGAGUUCACACGUAUCCUCAAACAUGGAGCCAAAGACAAGGACGAUUAAGCACAAAAAACUUCCAUGCAUCUUCAGCCCUUCCACUUUUAAUCCCCUUCUCAACUAGAGGAGCCUUGUCUAUUGCUUAUGGAGUCCUUCUGAAAAGCUGCCACUGACUCUGCUGUGUGUUUGUGUAUGUUUGAGUUAAAGUUACACCCGGAAGGUGGAAAAUUAGUUAGGAGACCAAAUCACUAAACUUAUCAUGAUCAGUGUUUUCAAAGAAAGAAAUAUGCCACUUUUUUGAUGGAAGUGUUUUGUGUGGGGACAGUGCACGGUUAAGUUCAUUGGUGUAUGUGUUAUUCAGUGUGGUUGGCAGGUCUGUGGUUCACUUCAGACUCAUUCACUUUCAAACCUUUUAUAAUGGGUUAGGCUUUGUCUGUGAAAUGCUAAAGGUUUGGUAUAUGUAUUGUUAAUCAAGAUGUUAAGGUCUUUCUUCUCUCAACCGAGUGUACCUUUGAUUUGACUCAGCUGACACGCAUGCAUUUACCAGUUGCAGAUCUUGAAGAGGUCCUGUUUCUCAGUGCUUUAAAACUGUUAAAAUGUGAAGCAGUGGUGAGAUGCUACGGCACCUUUGCUGUUAUGGCCUGAUCUAGCAGGAUUUUUACAUUUUAUAAUAAAUAUGAACUUUUUGAAUAAAUUACUCAGAUCCUUGUACCAUC